Branchiostoma floridae (Florida lancelet) is the source of this 1119-nucleotide messenger RNA. Its product is annotated as serine/threonine-protein phosphatase 6 regulatory ankyrin repeat subunit B-like. The transcript is spliced from 2 exons. Gene Ontology annotation, molecular function: protein binding. The record is from RefSeq and is a predicted model, not a curated record. NCBI's taxonomy places the organism in Eukaryota, Metazoa, Chordata, Leptocardii, Amphioxiformes, Branchiostomatidae. Bases 1 to 1119 code for a protein of 372 amino acids.
AUGUCAAGCGGACAAGCAAGAAGACAGGAGCCAACAACAGCUAAGACAAGAUCUUUCACACAGCCAUCUUUUACGAGAGGAUUGGCAUCAAGUUCACAGAAGAGCGACACGCGCAGCCAAGAACAGCAACUCUGGGACGCCAUCUGCAGCGACGACCUCAAAAAGGUUCACACCAUUCUGUGUGCCGCACAGAACCUUAACCUGAACAAACCGUACACUGUGAUCACCAUUGAUAAAAACCAGGGCCGUGAUACGUGCAGUACAACCUAUCUCUUACAGGCGUGUAAGGUGUGUAGGUCCUCCGAGAUAGCCUGCGCUCUGAUCCGAGCGGGCGCUAACGUCAACGCGAGCGGAAAUGUCCUGAAGAAGGUGCAAUACGGCAGCACGUGGGUUAAGGAUGCGGCCGUCGGAAACGCUACCCCGCUCAUUCUCGCUGUCGUCAUGAGGAGCGAAGACCUUGUGAGAUGCUUACUACAACUCGGCGCUGACGUCAACUCAACCAAUGAGGCGGGAGAGAGUGCCCUUCACUAUGUCUUCACGGGGACCACGCAGAACCCCAGUCACGCAACCAGGAAGACCCCAAUGGCAACGAAAGAUCGUAACGCGACUGAUGCAGUGUUCACAGCCCUGGUGGAGAACGGCGUUGACUUGAACUUAAGCGAUAAACAGGGUUUCACUGCCCUACAUGUGGCUGCCGAGAAAGGAAGUCUAGAGGAGGUACAAACCCUAGUGAAGGCAGGAGCUGACAUCAAUGUACAAACCCCUGUGACAGGACUGACUCCUCUCAGCUUGGCUAAACAUGCCAGCAAUGUAGCUGUAGUGAACUUCUUACUACAGUGUGCAGAGGGGAAGGAUAUAAAGGCUUUGGUAGAGAACAGUGUAGACUUGAUCUUAAGCGAUAAACAGGGUUUCACCGCCCUUCAUGUGGCUGUAGAGAAGGGAAGUCUUGAGGAGGUACAGACUCUAGUGAAGGCAGGAGCAGACAUAAAUGUACAAACUCCUGUUACAGGACUGACUCCUCUCAGCCUGGCUAAACAUGCCAGUAAUGUAGCUGUGGUCAACUACUUACUACAGCGGGCUGAAGGGAAGGAUAUAAAGGGUGAUGAAGUCAAAAAUUGA